AAAUCUAUCAAAAUUGUGCUCCACUCUAGCUAGUCACGAAUUACAGUUCAGUGGAAAAGUGACAAGCAAAAAUACAAAAUGGUCCUGGAGAGUACUAUGAUAUGUUUUGAUAACAGCGAUUACCAGCGCAAUGGUGAUUACUUUCCCACACGUCUGAAUGUACAGAAAGAUGGCAUAAAUUUGGUCUGUCUCACAAAGCUUAGAUCAAAUCCGGAGAACAAUGUUGGUCUAAUGACCCUCUCAAACACCGUUGAAGUGCUGGCCACUUUGACCAGCGAUGUGGGACGUAUUUUCUCAAAGAUGCAUUUGGUACAGCCCAAGGGUGAGAUAAACCUGUUAACAGGCAUACGAAUUGCGCACUUGGUGCUGAAGCAUCGUCAGGGCAAAAAUCAUAAGAUGCGAAUUGUUGUCUUCGUUGGUUCACCGAUAAAGAAUGAGGAGGGCGAAUUAGUCAAGCAAGCAAAGCGUCUGAAGAAGGAGAAAGUCAACGUGGACAUUGUUAGCUUUGGCGAUCAUGGCAACAACAUUGAGACUUUGACAGCUUUCAUUAACGCUCUUAAUGGCAAAGAUGGCACUGGCUCCCAUUUAGUUAGUGUGCCACGGGGUUCAGCUUUGUCGGACGCCUUGUUGUCGUCUCCAAUUAUACAGGGUGAAGAUGGCAUGGGUGCAGCUGGACUUGGAGGUGCCGUUUUUGAGUUUGGAGUAGAUCCCAACGAGGAUCCAGAGCUAGCGCUUGCUUUGCGCGUCUCUAUGGAGGAGCAACGUCAGCGCCAGGAGAGCGAGCAACGCCGCGCUGAAGGCGCCGGUAACACAGCUAGUAACACUGGCGAAAGCGCAGCUGUGUCAGGACCAACAAUUGGCGAAAGCAAUGUUGGCGGUACUAGCGUAGCUCUACCUAACUCCAACUCGGAAGAAGCCAUGUUACAGCGCGCUUUGGCUUUGUCCACCGAAACACCGGAAGACAAUUUGCCUGAUUUUGCUAAUAUGACUGAGGAGGAGCAAAUUGCUUUUGCUAUGCAAAUGUCUAUGCAGGAUGCAGCUGAUGACGUUACCCAGCAGGCCAAGCGUCCUAAAACUGAUGAUGCCGCUGCACCUAUGGAAGUCGAUGAAGAUUACUCUGAGGUUAUAGGAGAUCCGGCAUUUUUACAAAGCGUUUUAGAAAAUUUGCCAGGCGUGGAUCCUCAAUCUGAAGCAGUUCGAGAUGCUGUAGGAUCGCUUAAUAAAGAAAAGGACAAGAAGGGCGAUGCUAAGGAUGACUCCAAAUAAAAAAUGAAUGUUAUCUACAAUUAUACAAUUUGCAUUAACUCUAAAAUCAUAAGUAAAUCCCCAUACACAUUGUGCAGAUUAUAAUCUUGCUUAAAAUAUAAAAUCCACAUUAAUACAGGACCGA
This is a messenger RNA of Drosophila busckii, 1390 nucleotides long. RefSeq names its product 26S proteasome non-ATPase regulatory subunit 4 (gene Rpn10). The coding region runs from base 79 to 1266 and encodes 395 amino acids. Lineage: Eukaryota; Metazoa; Arthropoda; Insecta; Diptera; Drosophilidae. Gene Ontology annotation, biological process: proteasome-mediated ubiquitin-dependent protein catabolic process. The transcript is spliced from 3 exons. The record is from RefSeq and is a predicted model, not a curated record. Gene Ontology annotation, molecular function: polyubiquitin modification-dependent protein binding. Gene Ontology annotation, cellular component: nucleus; proteasome regulatory particle, base subcomplex; cytosol.